Haliotis rubra (blacklip abalone) is the source of this 15616-nucleotide messenger RNA. Its product is annotated as dynein axonemal heavy chain 5-like. NCBI's taxonomy places the organism in Eukaryota, Metazoa, Mollusca, Gastropoda, Lepetellida, Haliotidae. Gene Ontology annotation, cellular component: dynein complex. Gene Ontology annotation, biological process: microtubule-based movement. The record is from RefSeq and is a predicted model, not a curated record. Gene Ontology annotation, molecular function: dynein light intermediate chain binding; minus-end-directed microtubule motor activity; dynein intermediate chain binding.
UUGUGUUGAACAUCAGGUGCCCGUUUCCUCACAGAAAGUUUUGAAAGAAACCAACCCGAGGGAACUGUCCAGCUGAGGAGGCAUCUGAUCUGUUUGGGAGGUUUAUAUAUCCGCAAUGUCGGACGGAAAUCUUGGCCGUGGCUCGAAGAACCGGGCCACGAGCGCCGAGGCCAAGAAAACUCGACUAGCUGCUCUGGGACCCGGUGAAAACAUUAAAGAAAAGCAGCAAAAACUGAAGGAAGAGCGGGAAGCGAAGCGUGCUCAACUAGAUGACCGCCACUAUUACAUCCUGCAGACUGUCGCAGACAGCCUGGGCCUGGAGAGGUCAGAGGUCGAAGAUGCCAUCUUGGAGGGAAACCAGAUUGAGAACAUGGAACGAUUCCUUAGAGCCAAUGGUCUCAACCGCCUCCUGUUCUACUACCAGGAACCAGAGCCAGAGCGGGAACAAGCUUCGGUAGAUUUUCGCAUUCAAACCACGGACAGCCGGCGUAAAAGCACGAUUGAUCAUGUUCGUAUUGGCCCGCCGACAACGAAGACGGUCAAGUCGACCAAGCCGAAGGUGUUUCUGGCUGAUGGGAAGGAGGUACCACUUCGAGGGACGUGCCUCGUCUUCACUAAGGCACCAACAGACAAUGCUAUCACUGAACAGAACAUUUCAAAGGAUGUGAACUUCACGAUGCUCGACACCAAUGGUCAUGCUCACAAUGGCCGUGGCCUUCUACAUGCUGUGGAGAACUUACUGUCCAGUAUCUUCAUCCCGGCCCUGAAGAACCUGGAGAAAGGCUGGGGAAAGCUGGAGAAAGAUGACGCCAACGUCAGAGCUGAUUUCCUCAACUCACUUGAUGCCUUUGUGUCGGUCCUUGUAGGUGCCCAGGAGAGUCUUCAAGAGAAGGUGACCUUGAAACCAUGUGAAGGUUAUGAGGUGAGCAAGAUCCAGACGGCUGCUGAUUACCAGGCAGUGGCCAACAGCUCGGAGGCCCUGGAGGCCAUUGAAUCUUGCAUGCAUGUGUGGAUCAAACAGAUCGAGCAGGUUCUUGCCGAGAGUGAGCAGAUGAGACGAGAAGCAGACGACAUUGGGCCUCGUGCUGAGCUGGACCACUGGAAGAAACGUAUGUCAAAGUUCAACUAUCUUCUGGAUCAGAUCAAAGGCUCUGAAGUCAAGUCCGUCCUUGGUGUUCUUCAUGCAGCCAAGUCAAAAUUGAUCAAGGUCUGGCAGGAGCUUGACAGACGUAUCACAGACACAGCCAAUGAGGCAAAGGACAAUGUGAAGUUCCUCUACACUCUGGAGAAGUUCUGUGACCCACUCUACAACAGUGACCCUGUGGGCAUGUUGGAAGGUAUCCCUGGCCUCAUCAACGCAAUCCGUAUGAUCCACAGCAUCUCACGCUACUACAACACCUCGGAGAGGAUGACGUCGCUCUUUGUCAAGAUAACCAACCAGAUGAUCACUGCGUGCAAGGAGUACAUCACUGACCUUCACCGAGACACCAUCUGGUCUCAGCCUCAGGCCCAGGUUGUCGUCAAACUACACGACUGUAUCAAGCUGAACGUUGACUACCACCAUUUCCAUAAGACCAAGGAAAAGCUGGAGAAGAUGCCACAGGAACGCCCAUUUGACUUCUCUGAGAUGUACAUCUUUGGCAAGUUUGACACUUUCACACGGAGGUUGACAAAGAUCAUUGAGAUGUUUGAAACAAUGGACAUGUACUCCCAUCUGGCAGAGUCUAAGAUUGAAGGUCUGGAGAUCAUGGCCAACAAGUUCAGUGUCAUCGUGACAGCCAUGAAGAAGAAGUCCUAUGACUACCUGGACCAGAGGAAGAUGGAGGUGGACCAGGACUUUGAGGAAUUCAAGCGCCAGAUCUCAGAACUCCAUUCUGGAAUCGUGAGCUUCAUGGACGGCAAGUUUGAUCGUAUCUCAAACACUGCGAGGGCACUGCUGCUGCUGAGGAAGUUUGAGCGCCUGGACAUCCCCAACCUUGGCAUCCAGGAGAAGUACCAGCGCAUCCUCAACCACUAUGGCCGAGACAUCGAGAUGGUGGCUCGUCUGUACCAGAAGAACAAGAGUGAUCCUCCAGUAGCCAGAGACCUGCCACCAGUUGCUGGAAAGAUCUCGUGGGCUCGUCAGUUGUACCGCCGUAUCCAGGAGCCGAUGGAGGUCUUCCAGGAACAUGCUACCAUCCUGCAGGGUCCCGAGGCCAAGAAAAUCAUCAAGAGCUUCAACAAGCUGGCUAAAGUCUUGCUGGAGUUUGAAGUCCUGUACCACCGAGGAUGGAUCAGACAGGUUGAGGCAGCCAAGUCCGGCCUCCAUGCUUCGCUGUUGGUCCGCCAUCCAGAGUCAAAGGAGCUGUACGUCAACUUUGACUCCCAAAUUCUGACCAUGAUAAGAGAGACAGAGUGCAUGAGUCGACUCGGUCUGGAGAUCCCGCCAGCCGCCCGGACCAUGAGAGCCAGACAGAUGGAGUACAAGGACAACUAUAAUGCCCUUCAGAUGAUGCUGGAGGAGAAUAAGAGAGUUCUGGGAAAGAUUCCUGCUGCCUUUGAGCUGCUGAUGGGACUCCAUGUUGCCAAAGUGGAUGAUACAAUUGAACCAGGGGUGACAACUCUGACAUGGACGUCCAUCAACAUCCAUGACUAUGUGGAUGACGUGUACAAGUCUCUGGCAGAACUGGAACUUCUCAUGGACAGAGCGCAUGACUUGACGGAAUUCCGUAUUGACGCCAUACUGCGAGACAUGGCCAUGACAACCCUGUGUGAACUUCCUGACGAUGAACCCUGGACUGUGGACCACUUCUUGGAGAAUACACAGAUCCUGUGUGCGAAGGGAGCACAGAUCCUGCAGACCAAGAGUCAGACUGUGGAGGAGGCGGCCAAUGAGCUGAUCAACAUGCUGUGCAACUCAGAGCCCGAGGAGACUGAAGAAGAGGAGGAGGAAGAGGAGGAACCUGAGGAAGAUGCUGAUGGAAAAAGCCAUGAUGGCUCUCCACGGGAGUCUCGCAUGUCGCACACCGGCAGCAAGCGAUCUCGUCCUCUGUCCUCCAAGGCCCUCAACGUGGCCAAGAAGAAGCGAGAGAUGAGGGAGAACAUCGAGGAGUCGGCCAUGGAGCUGCUCAUUCACUUCAACAACCGCAACCUGGACGCCCUCCUACGUUGUGUCCGCAACACCCUGGAGGCUCUACGGAAGAGGAUCUCCUCCAGCUCCAUCUCUCACUAUAUGACUGACACAUCGGUGUUUGGAGACAAGCGAGACAGUCGUCCCUUCUACCGAACGUAUGCCACGCUGCAGAUUCCCAACAUCACCAUGCAGCCUGCGUUGGACGAGGUCCAGCAGGCUCUGAACAAAGCUGUACAGAACAUUAUCUGUGUCAGCAAGGGUGUGGCUCAGUGGAGCAAGGAACGCAAGCGUGUGGUCAAACCAGCCCAGACCGAGCGUUCUGGAUCAGUCACUGGUGACUACUCCCACGAGAGGAGAGGCAGCGUAGCUAGCCAGGCCCCGUCUGAGGGUUCCCACCCUGAGCGCAAGGGUCGUGGGGAGGGAGAGACUGCACCCAGCAAUCUGGUGAUUCAACAGCAAACCAAGAAUUACUUCAAGAGCGUGUCGGACAACAAGGACAUUGCCAAACUGGCGUCCCUCCUGUCCACAUCCAUCAACUCUACCAAGAAGGAGGUGACAACAGCUCUGGACAAGUUCUCACACUACCAUGCCAUCUGGGAGUGUGACCGUGAUGAGGACCUCAACGAGUUCAUGAAAGACGAUCCCAAACUGUCAGAGUUUGAGGCAAAGAUAAAACACUUCGAAGAACAAGAGGUUCGGAUCAACAACGAGCCUGAGUACUAUGAUGUGGGUGCCAUCGCUCUCUAUACAGAGAAGCUGAAACUGGGCUUGACUACAGAGACCAAAGCAUGGCGCCUUCACUAUGGUAAAGCUUGCAACACCAAGUACCGGGAUGAAAUGGAGAAUAUCUUCACCUUCAUUGAUGAUUCGCAGAAGAGGCUGACCCGACCAAUCAAAGACCUGGAUGACAUUAGGUUUGCAAUGGCUAUCCUGAAGGAGAUCCGGGAGCGGGAGAUCAUGAUUGACAUGAGCAUUGGACCCAUUGAGGAAUCGUAUGCGAUGCUGAACAAGCACGAGCUCCCAGUCGUGAAGGAGGAGACGGAGAGAUGUGACACACUGCGGUACUCCUGGGAGAAGCUGAACACACAGUCUGCAGAGGUUCAGACCCAUCUGCUGACCAUACAGCCCGAGUUCAAGUCUGAACUGGUGGAGAACGUCAAGAUCUUCGAGCAAGAAACAGCAGACUUCUACCAUGGUUAUGACACGACCGGACCGAUGGUUGCUGGAGUUGCCCCACGUGAGGCGUCUGACCGACUCAUCAUCUUCCAAAACCAGUUUGACACCCUCAACAGGAAGUUUGUCACCUACUCUGGAGGUGAGGAGCUGUUCGGUCUCCCUGUAACGGACUACCCGGAGCUGGUCCGCAUCAGGAAGGAACUGAAUCUUCUCCAGAAGCUGUACGGCCUCUACAAUGACGUCAUCGACACCGUACAUGGGUACUACGACAUCAACUGGCAGGACGUCAACAUAGAUAAGAUCAAUACUGAACUUCAGGAGUUCCAAAACAGAUGCCGCAAGCUGCCACGUGCCCUGAAAGACUGGCAAGCUUUUGAGGAUUUGAAACAGACAAUUGACGACUUCAACGAGAUGGUGCCAUUACUUGAACUGAUGGCCAACAAGUCCAUGCAGCCUCGUCACUGGAAACGUAUGUCAGACACCACGGGUCACAUGUUCGACGUCGAGGGUGAGAACUUCACGCUCAGGAACAUCCUUGAGGCACCGCUGCUGCAGUUCAAGGAAGACAUUGAGGACAUCUGUAUAUCAGCGGCUGAAGGGCUCAUCAGUGACUGGGGACACCAGGAUUUCACCUUCGGCAACUUCAAGAACCGAGGCGAGCUCCUCCUCCGAGGUGACACAACCUCCGAGAUCAUCGUCCUCAUGGAGGACUCUCUCAUGGUGCUCAGCUCGCUGCUUAGCAACCGUUACAAUGCUCCCUUCAAGCCGAAGAUUCAGACAUGGGUUCAGAACUUGACAAACUCGUCUGAGAUCAUUGAGAACUGGAUGACAGUACAGAACCUCUGGGUCUACCUGGAGGCCGUGUUUGUUGGUGGUGACAUCGCCAAACAGCUGCCCAAGGAAGCUAAGAGGUUCAGCAACAUUGACAAGUCGUGGGUGAAGAUCAUGACGCGUGCCCACGAGACGCCCAACGUUGUGACGUGUUGUGUUGGAGAUGAGACUCUGAUGCAGCUCUUGCCUCAUCUGCUGGAGCAGCUGGAACUCUGCCAGAAGUCUCUCACUGGUUACCUGGAGAAGAAGCGUUUGUCAUUCCCACGAUUCUUCGUCUCCGACCCUGCCUUGCUGGAGAUCCUGGGUCAGGCCAGUGACCCCCACACCAUCCAGGCUCACCUGCUGUCUGUCUUCGACAACAUCAAGACAGUCAAGUUCCACGAGAAGAACUACGACCUUAUCUUGUCAGUGGCCUCAUCAGAAGGAGAAACCAUUGAGCUGGAGAAGCCUGUGAAGGCGGAGGGCAAUGUGGAGGUGUGGCUGAUGGCGUUGAUGCAGAUGGCUCACCGCUCCGUCCAUGGCGUCAUCAGACAGGCAGCCAUGGCCAUACAAGACCCCAGCUUUCAACUCUUGGAGUUCCUCAACAUGUUCCCAGCUCAGGUUGGUCUUCUCGGCAUCCAAAUGAUCUGGACACGUGAUGCCACAGAGGCCUUGACCCACGCCAAGUACGACAAGAAGAUCAUGCAGCAGACCAAUAACGCGUUCCUGGAGCUGCUGAACACUCUCAUUGCCCAGACCACCAUGGAUCUCAAGAAGAUCGAGAGAACCAAGUUUGAGACUCUCAUCACUAUCCACGUCCAUCAGAGAGACAUCUUUGAGGAUCUGUGUCGUCAACACAUCAAGUCUCCGACAGACUUUGAGUGGCUGAAGCAGUCUCGCUUCUACUUCAUCGAGGACCAGGAUAAAUGUCUCAUCUCCAUCACAGAUGUGGACUUCAUGUACCAGAAUGAGGUCCUCGGCUGCACUGAGAGACUGGUCAUCACCCCCCUCACUGACAGGUGUUACAUCACACUGGCGCAGGCUCUGGGCAUGUCCAUGGGUGGUGCCCCGGCUGGUCCUGCCGGUACAGGGAAGACGGAGACAGUUAAAGACAUGGGCAGGUGUCUCGGCAAGUACGUCGUCGUCUUCAAUUGUUCAGAUCAGAUGGACUUCCGAGGUCUGGGACGUAUCUACAAAGGUCUGGCCCAAUCUUUGCUGUGGGGAUGUUUUGCUGUCGACCUGCCAGUGUUGUCUGUGGCAGCUCAGCAGAUUGCCAUUGUGCUCGCCUGUAAGAAGGAGCGCAAGAAGAACUUCAUCUUCACCGAUGGCGACAAUGUCGACAUGAACCCAGAAUUUGGAAUCUUCUUGACAAUGAACCCUGGUUACGCUGGACGACAAGAGCUCCCUGAAAAUCUAAAGAUCAACUUCCGUACUGUGGCCAUGAUGGUGCCGGAUCGUCAGAUCAUCAUCCGUGUUAAACUUGCUGCAGUCGGCUUCAUGGACAACAUAAUCCUGGCCCGCAAGUUCUACACCCUGUACAAACUGUGUGAGGAGCAGCUCACUAAACAGGUUCACUAUGACUUCGGACUGCGUAACAUCCUGUCUGUGCUGAGAACACUGGGAACAGUGAAACGCCAGUCCCCCGAGGACACUGAGCAGACGAUCGUGAUGAGAGUUCUGCGAGACAUGAACCUGUCUAAACUGGUUGACCAGGAUGAACCUCUCUUCCUGUCUCUCAUUAACGAUUUGUUCCCUGGCAUCACACUGGACAAAGCAGGAUACCCGGAACUGGAGGCGGCCAUUGCAAAGAAUGUUGAGGACGCCAAGUUGGUCUGUCACCCGUCAUGGACUCUGAAACUCAUCCAGUUAUUCGAGACCCAAAGGGCUCACGGCAUGAUGGCGCUGGGACCUAGUGGCGCUGGCAAGACGUGCUGCAUCCACAUGUUGAUGAAGGCCAUGACCGACAAUGGAGAACCCCACAAGGAGUGGAGGAUGAACCCCAAGGCCAUCACAGCCCCACAGAUGUUUGGUCGUCUCGAUGUCGCCACCAACGACUGGACAGAUGGUAUCUUCUCCACUCUCUGGAGGAGGACUACAAGAGUCAAGAAAGGAGAACAUUUGUGGCUGGUGCUUGAUGGCCCGGUUGAUGCCAUCUGGAUUGAGAACUUGAACUCUGUAUUGGAUGACAACAAGACCUUGACCUUGGCCAAUGGUGACAGAAUCCCGAUGGCCCCAAACUGCAAGAUCAUCUUUGAGCCUCACAACAUCGAUAACGCUUCCCCUGCGACAGUGUCCAGGAAUGGCAUGGUGUACAUGAGCAGCUCGGGUCUCCACUGGCAGCCGAUAUUGGAGGGCUGGCUGAACAACCGUCCUAACUAUGAGCGUGAUAUCAUCUUGACUCUGUUUGAGAACUCCUUCCCUGCUCUGUAUCGCUAUGCCACACAGAACCUUGUCUUCAAGAUGGACAUGCUGGAGGCCUUUGUAAUCACCCAGUGCACAAAGCUGCUGUCCGGGCUGAUUCCAGUGAAGGACGAGAAGGAGGGGAUGCAGAUCACGCGGGAGCACUACGAGAAGCUGUAUGUGUUCACGCUCAUGUGGAGCAUCGGCGCCCUGCUGGAGCUGGAUGAUAGGUACCGGAUGCAGGAGUGGCUCCGGAACCACGAGGAAAUCAAACUGAAUCUCCCUGACAUCCCCUCCGACGCUGACUACACCAUGUUUGAUUACAUGGUCGACACCAAUGGGAGCUGGGUGCACUGGAACUCCAAGGUGACGGACUUCUUGUACCCGACUGACCACGAGCCCGAGUACUGCAACAUCCUGGUCCCUAUGGUGGACAAUGUAAGGACAGAGUUCCUCAUCCACACCAUCGCCAAGCAGGGUAAAGCUGUGCUGUUGAUUGGUGAACAGGGAACAGCGAAGACUGUGAUGAUCAACAACUACCUCAACCAGUACAACCCAGAGGAACAUGUCGGGCAGUCACUCAACUUCUCCUCUGCCACAACACCUUACAUGUUCCAGAGAACCAUCGAGAGCUACGUGGACAAGAGAGUUGGUUCUACAUAUGGUCCCCCUGCUGGCAAGAAGAUGACAGUGUUUAUUGAUGACGUCAACAUGCCAGUCAUUAACGAGUGGGGCGACCAGGUUGCUAACGAGAUUGUGAGACAACUGAUGGAGAAUGGUGGCUUUUAUAACCUGGAGAAACCUGGGGACUUCACCAACAUCGUGGAUGUCCAGUUCCUGGCAGCCAUGAUCCAGCCAGGAGGCGGCCGUAACGACAUUCCUCAACGUCUGAAGCGACAGUUUGCCAUUUUCAACUGUUCACUACCCUCCAACCCCUCCAUUGACAAGAUAUUCAAUGUCAUUGGUUGUGGCCACUACUGCAAAGAGCGUGGCUUCUCAGAAAGUGUCCAGACGCUGGUGAAGCAUCUUGUCCCAGUCACAAGAAGGCUCUGGCAGCUCACAAAGAUCAAGAUGUUGCCGACCCCAGCCAAGUUCCACUACAUCUUCAACUUGAGAGAUCUGUCUCGCAUCUGGCAAGGCAUGCUAAACACGACCUCUGCUGUCAUCAAAUCAGAGGAGAACGUCAUGGCGCUGUGGAAACACGAGUGUUCUAGGGUCAUCUCAGACAGAUUUACAGGAGUGGAAGAUUUGCAAUGGUUUAUGAAGACAAUGAGUCGUGUUGCAUCAGAGGAACUCGGGGAGCAUUUCCCUGCAAUGAUUGAACGCAGUGACUAUUUUGUUGACUUUAUGAGGGAUGCUCCAGAGGCAACUGGAGAUGAACCAGAUGAUGCAGACUUUGACAUGCCGAAGGUUUACGAGGCAGUGGAGUCUCUGGAAGCUCUUGAAGAACGCCUCAACUUCUUCCUGCAACAGUACAAUGACAGUAUCCGUGGUGCUGGUAUGGACCUGGUGUUCUUCAAGGAUGCCAUGACACAUCUGGUGAAGAUCUCCCGUAUCAUCCGAACCCCCCGUGGCCACGCCCUCCUUGUCGGUGUGGGUGGAUCGGGCAAGCAGUCUCUCACCAGACUGGCAUCAUUCAUUGCUGGAUAUAAGACCUUCCAGAUAACCCUAACAAGGUCGUACAACAUGUCGAACCUGCUGGAGGACCUGAAGUACCUGUACCGCACUGCAGGUCAGCACGGCAAGGGCAUCACCUUCAUCUUCACCGACCAGGAGAUCAAGGACGAGGGCUUCCUGGAGUACCUCAACAACAUGCUGUCGUCUGGAGUGGUGGCAAACUUAUUUGCCAGAGAUGAAAUUGAUGAGAUUCGUGGUGACCUCAUUCCCAUCAUGAAGAAAGAGUUUCCACGACGACCACCAUCCAAUGAGAACCUAGAUGAGUACUACCUGUCCCGUGUCCGUAACAACCUCCACGUGACACUCUGCUUCUCUCCUGUUGGUGAAAAGUUCCGACAGAGGUCGCUGAAGUUCCCUGGUCUGAUCUCGGGCUGCACGAUGGACUGGUUCCAACGAUGGCCCAAGGAUGCUCUCAUUGCUGUGGCUGACCACUUCCUCUCCAACUUUGACAUCGAAUGUAGUGCAGACGUCAAGAAGCAGGUCAUUUACACCAUGGGCACCAUCCAUGAUGGUGUCGCGGAGAGCUGUGUCAGCUACUUCCAGAGAUACCGACGUGCAACUCACGUAACACCCAAGUCAUACCUGUCCUUCAUCAAUGGCUACAAGAGCAUCUACUUUGAGAAGAAAACUGAAGUGGGUGAACUGGCUCAGAGAAUGAACACAGGUCUGGAGAAGCUGAUUGAGGCAUCUUUAGCUGUCGCAGAACUCAGCAAGGAGUUGGCAGUGAAAGAGAAGGAGCUUGCUGUUGCCAACGACAAGGCUGAGAAGGUUCUGAAGGAAGUGACAGUCAAGGCACAGGCUGCUGAGAAGGUGAAAGAACAAGUUCAGAAGGUCAAAGACAAAGCUCAAGCCAUUGUAGAUGUGAUUGAGAAGGACAAGGCAAUAGCUGAGGGCAAGCUGGAGGCAGCCAGACCAGCCCUGGAGGAGGCUGAGGCGGCACUCAACACCAUCAAGCCUGCUGACAUUGCCACAGUGAGGAAGCUGGGUAGGCCUCCACAUCUCAUCAUGAGGAUCAUGGACUGUGUGCUACUGCUGUUCCAGGGGCGGCUGGAGACCAUCAGACAGGAUGUGGACAAGCCAGAGUUCAAUAAGCCUUCCUGGGGGGAGUCUCUGAAGAUGAUGGCUGGCACGGGCUUCCUGCAGUCCCUGAUCACCUUCCCCAAAGACACCAUCAACGAUGAGACUGUCGAGCUGUUGUCUCCGUACUUUUCUUCCGAGGAUUACACCAUGGAAACUGCCAAGAAAGUGUGUGGCAAUGUUGCAGGUCUAGCUGCAUGGACUAAAGCCAUGGCCUCCUUCUUUUCCAUCAACAAAGAGGUGUUGCCACUGAAGGCAAAUCUGGUGGUGCAAGAGGCAAGACUUCAGGUUGCUAUGGGAGAUUUGCAGAAGGCCCAGGAGCAACUGGAUGCUAAGGAGGCAGAGCUGGCCAUUGUCAGGGCGCAGUAUGACAAGGCAAUGAGCGAGAAACAGGCCCUCAUGGAUGAUGCCGAGACAUGCAGACGCAAGAUGAAUGCCGCGUCUGCUCUCAUCAAUGGCCUGGCUGGGGAGAAGGAGAGAUGGACAGAGCAGAGCAAGGAGUUCAAGGCUCAGAUCGGAAGACUGGUGGGCGAUGUGUUGGCCUGCACAGCCUUCCUGUCGUACUCGGGGCCCUUCAACCAGGACUACCGGUCUCUGCUCAACAAGGAGUGGAUGAAGGAGAUGAAGACGAGGAAGAUCCCCUACUCCGCCAACCUCAACACCACCACCAUGCUCACAGACCCAACAACGGUGGCUGAGUGGAAUCUUCAGGGACUUCCUAACGAUGAGUUGUCAGUCCAGAACGGUAUCAUCGUCACCAAGGCGGCUCGCUACCCACUACUGAUAGACCCCCAGGGCCAGGGCAAGAUCUGGAUCAAGAACAGGGAGAGCAAGAACGAGCUGCAGAUCACCUCCCUUAAUCACAAGUACUUCCGUACACAUCUUGAAGACUCCAUGUCUCUGGGCAGACCACUGCUUCUUGAAGACAUAGGAGAAGAGCUGGAUCCUGCCCUUGACAAUGUCCUUGAGAAGAACUUCAUCAAAGUCGGGUCCACCCUCAAGGUGAAGGUUGGAGACAAAGAGUGUGACAUCAUGAAGGGUUUCACGCUGUACAUAACAACAAAGCUGCCCAAUCCCGCCUACACACCCGAGAUAUCGGCCCGAACUUCCAUCAUUGAUUUCACUGUCACCAUGAAAGGUCUGGAGGACCAGCUCCUAGGACGCGUCAUCCUGACAGAGAAAGUGGAGCUGGAGAGUGAACGAGUGAAGCUGAUGGAGGAGGUGACGGCCAACAACAAGAAAAUGAAGGAGCUCGAGGACAACCUGCUGUUCCGACUCACCAGCACACAGGGUUCCCUGGUCGACGAUGAAGACUUGAUCAAUGUGUUGAACGUCACGAAGACCACAUCACAAGAUGUCCGCCAGAAACUUCAGAUUGCAGAGGAGACAGAGCUGAAGAUCAACACUGCCCGAGAAGAGUUCCGUCCUGUGGCCACCAGGGGUAGCAUCUUGUACUUCUUGAUAGUAGAGAUGAGUCUCGUCAAUGUCAUGUACCAGACAUCCCUACGACAGUUCCUCAACAUCUUUGACUUGUCCAUGAAAAAGUCACAAAAAUCUCCCAUCACACAGAAGAGAAUCACCAACAUCAUUGAAUACAUGACCUUUGAGGUUUUCAAGUAUGCUGUACGUGGUUUGUAUGAAACAGACAAGAUGACCUUCACCUUGCUGUUAGCUCUGAAGAUUGACCUUCACUGCAACAAAAUCAAGCAUGAAGAGUUCUCCACGCUUAUCAAAGGUGGUGCAUCCCUGGAUCUGAACGUGGUUCAGCCGAAACCUCACAAGUGGAUCAUCGACCUGACCUGGCUGAACCUGGUAGAGCUGAGCAACCUCCACCAGUUCUCUGGGAUCCUGGAACAGGUAACUCGUAAUGAGAAACAAUGGCGACAGUGGUUUGACAAAGAUGCUCCAGAAGAAGAGGUGAUCCCAGACGGCUACAACAACUCACUGGACGUGUUCCGACGUCUGCUGCUGGUGAGGUCAUGGUGUCCAGACCGAACACUGUCCCAGGCCAAGAACUACAUCGGAGACACACUAGGACAGAAGUAUGCUGAGGGGGUGAUCCUGGACAUCGAGAAGAUGUGGGAGGAGAGUGUCUGCCGCACGCCCAUGGUGUGUCUGCUGUCCAUGGGGUCAGAUCCGACCAACAACAUUGAGGCACUGGCCAAGAAGUUCAGGCUAGAAUACCGGGCUAUAUCCAUGGGCCAGGGCCAGGAAGUACAUGCUCGACGCAUGAUGGCACAAGGAACACAAAAUGGUGGCUGGCUCCUGCUGCAGAACUGUCAUCUCAGUCUGGACUUUGUGGAGGAGGUGAUGGACACCAUCAUAGAGACCGAGAACAUUCAUGAAGAGUUCCGUCUGUGGGUCACCACCGAGGUGCCCAAGUUCCCGAUCAGCUUCCUCCAGAUCGCCAUCAAGUUCACCAUGGAGCCUCCCCAGGGUAUCAAGGCGGGUCUGAAGCGAACCUAUGCCAGUAUGACCCAGGAUUACCUGGACAUCUCCAACAUGCCACAGUGGAAGCCGAUGCUGUACGGUGUCUCCUUCCUCCAUACCACAGUGCAGGAACGCAGGAAGUUUGGUCCUCUUGGAUGGAAUAUCCCGUACGAGUUCAACGCCUCUGACUUCAACGCUAGUGUACAGUUUGUGCAGAACCAUCUGGAUGACAUGGACAUCAAGAGGGGUGUCAACUGGACUUGUGUGCGCUACAUGCUAGGUGAGAUCCAGUAUGGCGGUCGAGUCACUGACGACUUUGACAAGCGCCUCCUGAACACUUUCUGCAAAGUUUGGUUCGGGGAGAUCAUGUUCACUCCUGCCUUCAACUUCUACAAAGGCUACGUCAUCCCCAAGUGCGCCAAGCAUAAUGACUACAUGGAGUACAUCAACAACCUGCCCAUCAAGGACACGCCAGAGGCCUUCGGACUACACAGCAAUGCUGACAUCACCUACCAGAGCAGCACAGCCUCCAACAUCCUGGACACCAUCCUCCAAAUCCAGCCCAAGGACAGCAGCGGCGGCACAGGUGAAACCCGCGAAUCCAUCGUCUACCAUCUCUGUGACGACAUGUUGGACAAACUACCGCCUGACUAUAUCCCGUUUGAGGUCCAGAACCGACUCCAGAAAAUGGGCAUCCUGCAGCCGAUGAACAUCUUCCUUAGGCAGGAGAUUGACAGGAUGCAGAAAGUCAUCACGUUGGUGCGCCUGACCUUGACUGACCUCAAGCUGGCCAUUGAUGGUACUAUCAUCAUGAGCGAGGCCUUGAGAGAUGCCUUGGACUCCAUGUAUGAUGCCAGGAUUCCCAAGGCUUGGCAGAAGAUAUCCUGGGACUCCAGCACUCUUGGCUUCUGGUUCACGGAACUCAUCGACCGCAACAGUCAGUUCAACACCUGGUGUUUCGAUGGCAGACCAAACACGUUCUGGAUGACUGGCUUCUUCAACCCACAGGGAUUCCUCACUGCUAUGAGACAGGAAGUGACACGUGCCCACAAAGGAUGGGCCUUGGACACCGUCAUCCUCCAUAACGACGUCACCAGGUACAACCGGGACGAUGUGACUACGCCACCAACAGAAGGCGUGUAUGUGUACGGUCUGUACCUGGAGGGUGCUGGCUGGGACCGCAGAGGAAGCAAGCUGAUUGAACCCAAGCCUAAGGUGCUGUUUGAGCAGAUGCCAGUGAUUCACAUCUACGCCAUCAACAGCACGUCGGGGACAACGGAUACACGCAUGUACUACUGUCCCAUCUACAAGAAACCACGGCGUACAGAUCUCACAUACAUUGCCGGCGUUGUCCUCAAGACGAACCAGCCCCCAGAUCACUGGGUGUUGCGUGGUGUGGCCCUUCUCUGUGACAUCAAAUAAACAUUCUUUACAGACUUUACAUGAGGAGAAAUGUGAUCUGACUUUACAACUUCUAGGUAUUAUGAAUAGUCCUAGCUUAAGAUUUACCAUAUUUCUUAUCAUCAAAAUAUUUUCUGUUAUUGGAAAAUGGUCUUGAUUCAUGUGUAUUCAAAUAUUACCUUGCUUUGUAUAGAAAACAUAUCAAACUUUGGUAGUUUAAUAAACCUGCUUGCUAAGACUCUUUUCUGACAGUUCUUUGGAACAGUGUUAUGUGUGCCCUUAGACACAGUCAAGAGCUGGUUAUAGUGCUCUAAAAUUACCACUGGAGCAAAUGUAGACUUCAGCUUAUGUGAAAACUGGUUAGGGAAAUCCUUUUACUUCUAAUCAUGGAUGAACAGCUAUAUGCAUUGUCUAUUGUGCUUGGUAGGUUUUAUCCAUUUGAUCAAAUUGAUACUUAAUAGUACAACCAGUUUCUGAUUUCUGUAGUAUUUUUUGUGUAGAUAAUUAAUUUUGAUUUGAAAAUGAGCCUUUUAAGAAGGCCUACAGUGUUCCAGUUCUGACCUGAUCAUAGAAUAUUGCAUUCAGUUGUCACACUGUUUUAGUCCGUCCAAGUUUCACUGCACAGAUAUUCUUUUGUUGUGAAUCUUUACUAAGAGUCAUCUAUUUUCUUGAUACAAAUGAUUGGUAUUAGUAUCCUGUGAAUAUUUAUUUGAAGAGUCCACUGUACCUACUUUCAGUAUAUCUGAGAGCCCCUUCACACUGUGAUAAUAUAUUUACAUACAUUUACUGUGUGUCUAGCUGGUACAUAGAGUAUCAAAGAUAGUGCUUCUACUAAUGUAUAUGGGUGGGUUGUGACAUGCAUUCAAUCUACAAUAGAGCAAUGUUCUAACACACAUACACCCACAAUAUAAUAUCUUUGUGUUUGUUAGGCAAGACCAUUUUUUGUUUUAUUUUAUAGAUAAGCCUUUCCUAAAAGUGAAAAUGAAAAGAAUAUAUGAUCACAAUGUUUUAUUAAGUUUGAAUAUUUGGGUUUUUUGUUUAAGAUUCAUUAAUAAGAAAUAAAAAAAUGUUCUUGUCUGACCAUUGAUUAGUUAUUCUAAAAGUACUAUGACAGAUAUGUAGCUUUAGUUUUGUAACAGGUUUGUAGCAUUUUACAUUCUUCAUAGUGAUUGUGAUACAACUUCUUGCAAUAAUAUCCAGCAAAGUGAUAUUUAUUCAGCAUGUGUAAUAACAGAUUUCCCAAACAGUAUUUCAGUUUUAUGUAACUUCAGUAUUCAACCUGACAUUCUUCAUCCACACCUGAUGAAGUUCCUAGUCCAGAGUUGUCUCCCUUGGCUGUAUUCCCUGUAGGAUGUGUUUACAACGAACUGUGAUAAUGAAUCUGUCUUGAUUUGAUUGGCUGAUAUAUUUUAAUAUUUAUUGUCCUGUACAGAAUUGUUAUUUCUUAUACCUGUUUAGUUUCAUCCGAAUGUUCCAUACAUCCAUGUUUAUUUUCUGUCUAUAGUUUAUGGAAUAAAAUACUUUCAUAACUAA